AUGACGACUAACUAUUUGGUGCCAAACACUAAACCGAUUAAUGGAAAUGUGUUUCAUUCAUUCGAAAAGAUAAAUGAAAUAUUCGCAAAGAAUGACGGUAGAAGAUAUUAUAGAGAACUUGAAAGUUCAUGCUAUGACUCUGAUGCUCCAUAUUUUGAUGAUAAACAAACUCAUUUACGAAUUACAAAUCCGGCUCAUGAUGUGAACCAAUUAGGUGACACAUAUAUUAAACGCAAAGUUAAAGCAACUCUUGUUUCAAAUAAAGCUUUCACAUGUGAUGCCGCUUUUAAAUGCAUGCGUUUAUUCGUUGGUUACAAAUCAUCAAAUCAAAGCUUUAAACAAUUAGAAGUAGAAACUGAAAGAGGUGAUGCCGGUUAUCUUCAGAUGGAUUGCGCCCGUGAAUCUUUCGCAUUUGCAAACAUAUAA
Molecule: messenger RNA, 426 nt
Organism: Trichomonas vaginalis G3
Lineage: Eukaryota; Parabasalia; Trichomonadida; Trichomonadidae
Exons: 1
Coding region: 1-426 (141 amino acids)
Source: RefSeq, a predicted model, not a curated record